Pongo pygmaeus (Bornean orangutan) is the source of this 2131-nucleotide messenger RNA. It is a transcript of the gene HSFX1, whose product is annotated as heat shock transcription factor family, X-linked 1. The transcript has 2 exons. Gene Ontology annotation, biological process: regulation of DNA-templated transcription. The record is from RefSeq and is a predicted model, not a curated record. Gene Ontology annotation, molecular function: sequence-specific DNA binding; DNA-binding transcription factor activity. NCBI's taxonomy places the organism in Eukaryota, Metazoa, Chordata, Mammalia, Primates, Hominidae. Bases 778 to 2049 code for a protein of 423 amino acids.
UUCUCUGGAGACACUGGCCAAGGAAAACAAAACAUGUUGGAAGGCCAACAGCUGCAUGCCCCACCACGACGUGACCGCAGAGACCCGGGGUGUAGAAGGGUGUCUCUGCUUGGUGGGAGGACACGUGCAGGCCGAGGAGAGGCAGGAAGAAGGCUGCCUCCGACUCCCCACUGGACUGCAUGGCGACGGUGUGUGGUGGGGCAGUCAGCUAAGCCAUUUGCCUGAGUGGCUGUCGGGCAUCUGCGUGCUGGGGACCGACAGUGUGGAUGUGUUAGGAGGAUCUGUAUGGAGCACAUUGCUGCCUCUGGCUAGGACAGGGUGGAAAGGGUGGCGUGGCUACAGCCUGACCCAUGGGCACCGUCCUACCCUUUGUUCUGUGCUUCAAAGUGUCAGUCAUGUGCUGGGGUCUGUGGGCCCAUGACUCAGACGGUGAGCUCUGACCUUCCUGAGCCAGGGCUUUGCUGUAGUUCUGUCUGGCUCAGGAGCUCUAGGACAAGGGGACUGCUCCAGGUCUGCAUCUAAGGUGUGGCAGGGCCCCUCGGCACUCUUGUGCACUAGUGUCAUCUUUCCCAUUGAAAUGACUGUGAGGACCAGAAUGUGCACAUGCAGAUGGGCAGCUACUUGUCUGCCUUGGCCCUUUAUUACAUAACUUGCUGGGUGUGUGGAGAUGCCACCCCCCCCACCCCCCGCAGUCAGAGCCCCUUUAUGAUGUCGUGGGGCUGGUUACAUGACUGCCAAGGGGUGCUGCUGGCCACACUGCACUAGCAAGUUUGCCAGAUGGAGGACAAGCCAUCAUUGAGUAUGGCUCGCUGUGAGGAAAGACAUUCGAGAGGACAGGGUCAUGGCUUGGAAAGGGUGCCUUUUCCUCCCCAAUUGCACUCAGAGACCUACCUUCACCCAGCAGAUCCUUCCCCUGCCUGGGAUGACCCAGUGUCCACUGGGAGCCCUAACUUCAGGCUGCUGACAGAAGAAAUCGCUUUCCAACCUCUGGCCGAGGAAGCUUCGUUCAGAAGGCCACACCCUGACGGUGACGACCCGCCCCAGGGAGAAGAUAAUCUCCUCUCCCUCCCCUUUCCGCAGAAACUGUGGAGACUGGUCAGCAGCAACCAGUUUUUGUCCAUCUGGUGGGAUGACAGUGGGGCUUGUAUAGUGAUCAGUCAAAAACUCUUUGAAAAGGAGAUUCUCAAAAGGGACGUCGCACACAAAGUGUUUGCCACAAAUUCGAUAACCAGCUUCUUCCGCCAGCUAAACUUGUACGGCUUCCGAAAACGGCGUCAAUGCACUUUCAGGACCUUCACCCGCAUUGUCUCCGCAAAAAGGCUGGGCUCCAUCUUGAAUAAGUUAGAGUUCUACUGCCAUCCUUACUUUCAAAGAGACGCCCCUCACCUCCUCGUGAGGAUGAAGAGAAGAGUGGGCGUCAAGUCUGCACCAAGACAUCAGGAAGAGGACGAGCCAGAAGCUGCUGGAUCCUGUCUGGCACCAGCAGACCCUGAGCAACAAGAUCACACGUCUCCGAAUGAGAAUGACCAGGUCACACCACAACACCAGGAACCGGCCGGUCCCAACACCCAAAUCAGGAGUGGCUCUGCUCCACCAGCAACUCCUGUGAUGGUGCCCGAUCCCACCGUGGCGAGUGACAACGCUCCAGCGACCCAGCCGGCCGGCGAGUGGUCAGAGGGCAGCCAGGCUCACGUCACUCUGGUGGCCGCUGUCCCUGAGCCUGCAGCGCUGCCCUUCCUCUAUGUCCCCGGAUCUCCCACUCAGAUGAAUUCUUAUGGGCCUGUGGUGGCCCUUCCCACAGCUUCCCCUAGUACCCUUGUCAUGGACACCACAGGACUUCCUGCACCCGGCGUGCUGCCCUUCUGCCAUCUCUGGGUACCGGUGACCCUAGUGGCUGCUGGGACUGCACAGCCUGCUGCCUCCAUGGCCAUGUUCCCCCAUCCCCCAGCUCUGCACCACCAUUGCCCCCACAGCCACCACACGUCACAGUACAUGCCAGCUAGCGAUGGGCCCCAGGCGUACCCAGACUACGCAGACCAGAGCACAUAGAGGCGAGCAUUUGGGCAGAAUAUGUGCUGGUCAAUAAAUGUGUCAGAAAAUGAGUAAUUUUCUGACGGCACAAAAAAGUCUU